AUGAUUAAGCUCCUGGAAACCUUGACCUUCAAGGACAUGGCCAUGGUCUUCUCCAAGGAAGAGCUGGCACUCUUGGACUUUGCCCAGAUAAACCUGUACCAAGACAUGAUGCUGGAGAACUUCAGGAACCUGGUCUCCAUGGACAGGAUUAAAAACAACCUUAUGAACCUUCAGGAAAAAGGCUUGAGUUACCUCUCACCAGAAGUGCUCUACUUUUGGCAAAUUUGGAACCAAAGGAUCAGUGAAUUGACCGUGAGUCAUGAUUAUGUUGUUAUGAAUCUUCAAGGAGAUUGUCCCCAGUAUUUAGGAGACAUUUCCCUCUGUGAAGAGUGGACAGGAGUGCCUCUUCAGAUUUCUGAAAAUGAAAACCAUGUAAUAAAUGCCAUUAAUUUAGAAAAUCAAGACAUCACAGCUUGGAAAAGCCUGACACAGGUCCUUACCCCAGAAUCCUGGAAGAAAGCCAACCUAAUGACUGAGCCACAUAAUUCUCAGAGAAAGCAGAUAGAAGAGAAAUUGGAUGGAUGUGCUUGGUGUGGUGACAGCUUCUUUCAGACCUUGCGUCAUUAUGAUGAUUCCCAAGAAUGUAAAGGAGAGGAGCUUUGUAGAUACACCAACGGUGGGAAACACUUGGUUAUAAAGUCAACAGUCAAACACAGUCACGUGGUCCAUGCAGUGUGGCAUGCUUUCAGAUGUAAUAACCCUGGAAUGGGCUUCACAGUUGAUGCUCAUGUUCAUCACAGUGCUCACAUGGAGGCAUCUUAUAAACGCCAUUGGUAUGGAAGGGACUUUAGCCAGAGCUCAGAAAAUACUGUUCACGAUAAAACCCAUGCAGGAGAGGAAACUUGUGAAGGUCAAGAGUGGGCUCAGGGCUGCAAACAGAACUCAAACCUUCCUAGGAAUCCCAAUGGCCCUCCAGGAGACAAGCCCUAUACAUGCAUGGAAUGUAGCCAAGGCUUCAGUUGUGAUUCCUCUCUUCAUAACCAUUGCCAAGUCCACACACGGGAGAUGCCCUACACCUGUGAUGUGUGUGGGAUGGGGUUCAGAUUUGGGUUGCUCCUGUGUUUCCAUCAGAGGGUCCACAGUGGGAAAAGGCUGUGUAAGUGCACCAAGUGUGGGGAGGACUUCGAUCAGAGCUCCAACCUUCUUGUCCAUCAGAGGGUCCACACAGGGGAGAAACCCUACAAAUGCAGUGAGUGCGGCAAAUGCGUCAGUUCCAGCUCCAUUCUCCAAGUUCACCAGAAGCUGCACAUGGGGGAGAAGGCUUACAGGUGUGACGAAGGUGGGAAGAGCUUCAGCCAAAGCACACACCUGCACAUUCACUAGAGGGUGCACACGGGGGAGAAAGCCUACAAUGUGAUGUGUGCAGGAAGGCUUUCGCCUACAGCUCAGUUCUGCACACUCAUCAGAGAGUUCAUACAGGGGAAAAGCCUCACAUGUGCCAAGUGUGUGAUAAAGGCUUCAGUUACCGCUCCUAUGCCUUACAUCAGAGAGAUCACACCCAAGAGAAGCCAUAUUAAUGUGACAGUUGUGGGAAGGGCUUCAGUUGGAACUCAGAUCUAGGUUCAUCUCUGAGUCCACAGAGGAGAGAGGCCCUAUAAGUGUAAGGAGUGUGGGAAGGGCAUCAGUUGUAACUCAUAUCUUCUUGCCCAUUAG
This is a messenger RNA of Capra hircus (goat), 1653 nucleotides long. It is a transcript of the gene ZNF285, whose product is annotated as zinc finger protein 285. The record is from RefSeq and is a predicted model, not a curated record. Gene Ontology annotation, biological process: regulation of transcription by RNA polymerase II. NCBI's taxonomy places the organism in Eukaryota, Metazoa, Chordata, Mammalia, Artiodactyla, Bovidae. Gene Ontology annotation, molecular function: DNA-binding transcription factor activity; RNA polymerase II cis-regulatory region sequence-specific DNA binding.